This is a messenger RNA of Argiope bruennichi, 1413 nucleotides long. RefSeq lists its product as uncharacterized. The record is from RefSeq and is a predicted model, not a curated record. NCBI's taxonomy places the organism in Eukaryota, Metazoa, Arthropoda, Arachnida, Araneae, Araneidae. The transcript is spliced from 2 exons. Bases 1 to 1413 code for a protein of 470 amino acids.
AUGGACUUAGAAGUGAAACUGAAAAAAAUCGACCAGCUGCAGCAAAAUGUCAUCAGUAUAAGAAGAAAUUCAUUUGAACUGGAUGAUGCGGAUGCAACUGAAUUAACAGAUCUUGAAGAAGAAUUGGAGCAAUGUGAUGUCCGCCUCGAGGAUUUGGAGGACUAUCUUAACCAGGGCAUAAUAGAAAAGGUAGAUACUUCUGAACUGUGUAAAGAUAAACCAAUUUAUUAUCUGCCUCAUCAAGUAGUGAAAAAGGAAGGUAGGGUCACAACUUCUACACGUAUAGUAUUUGAUGCUACAUCUCAUCAAGCUAACGAGCUCUCUUUGAAUGAUUGUCUGUGGCCAGGGCCCAAUUUAUAUCCAAACCUUCUAGAUGUGUUAAUAAAUUUUAGGCUCAACAAAAUAGCAAUAUCAUCCGACAUUCGACAGGCUUUUCUUCAAAUUUGCUUGGCGGAUAAACAUAAAGAUGCAGUGCGUUUCUUAUGGACACCAAGUGAUCCUCGUACUGAGAAAAGACCAGUUCUAGAAGUUUAUCGUUUUAACCGAGUGAUUUUCGGCGUAAAUGCUAGUCCAUUUCUACUUGCAGCUACAGUGAAACAUCACAUUAAUAAAUAUGAAGAAGAGUAUCCUAUUACUGUAAAACAUCUAGAUUCUUACAUGUAUGUAGAUGACUGGAUUACGGGUCAAGACAAUCGAGAAGAAGCUCUUCUUAUUUCUCGCCAUGCUAAGAAUAUCAUGAAGGAAGCGGGAAUGGAAAUGAGAAAAUGGAUCAGCAAUGAUUCGGCCUUGAUGAAUCAGUGGGUAGCAGAGGGUUUCGAUACUUAUCCCGUUGACACUUCCGUCUGCUUAGGGAGUAACAAGACAAAAGUGCUAGGUAUGGCUUGGCAGACUCAAGACGAUUGCUUCACUCUAGAUACAACAAAUUUACUGGAAUUUAUUGCUGCCAGUAAAAUUACUAAACGAUCCCUCUUGCAAGCCAUUGGAAAAAUAUUUGACCCACUUGGGUUACUUACGCCCUUUACUAUUAGAGUCAAGUGUCUCAUCCAAGAACUUUGGGAAAAGAAAAUCACGUGGGAUGAAAUUUUACCCCCCAAAAUUGUAGAAAGAUGGUUGGAGUGGUGUAGAGAGUUACCACUGUUGGAUGAACUAAAAAUACCAAGAUUAGUUCUUGAUUCUACAAAUGAUGAGAAAAACGACACCAUAGAAAUUCACGUAUUUUGCGACGCAUCAAAACUUGCCUAUGGUGCUUCAGUUUAUGUGAAAUUAAAGAAGCAAGACAAAGUGUAUGUUAACCUCAUCACUUCAAAAACUAGAGUGGCUCCACUGAAAAGUGUUACAUUGCCUCGGCUUGAGCUCCUGGGAGCAUUGGUAGCAUCUCGUCUGAGCUCCAAAGUUCAAGGAAUCAUCGGCUAG